Molecule: messenger RNA, 204 nt
Organism: Anisakis simplex (herring worm)
Lineage: Eukaryota; Metazoa; Nematoda; Chromadorea; Rhabditida; Anisakidae
Source: the annotation of a GenBank genome assembly
AUGUGCCCGAAUAUUUUGGAUCGUUCAGGGCGUGCACCGAUUCAUUAUGCAGUUGCGAACAAUAACGUGCAUUUGGUGAAAAUGUUGCUGUGGUAUGGUGCAGAUUUGUCGUUGAUGGAACGGCAGUGCACUCCAUUACAACUGGCAUCACUUAAUCCGUGUACAUUAGAGGUAUGUUUUAGUAUCUCUGCGUUAGACAAGUAA